AUGGGGAUCCCCCGCAACAGCCUCAAAAUCGCGCAGAGCGCGUUGAAGGUGAAACCAACAAGGAGAAGCUGCAACCCUGCCCUUGUCAAACACACAGCACGAGCAGCAGUAUACAAAAAGCACAAAGGGAUGUUCAAAGCAGCGGAGAAGGAAAUAAAAAGAGAAGGAAAAUAUUUAGAGGAAGAGUCCUACCGUACCAUGGAACCUCGUCACUUUUUGCAAGUAUUUCUCGUGCUUGUAAAGCAUACUUUCCGAGACGUAUCCCUAGUGCACCGGUGGUGUGUCGAACUAAGUGGCAGGAAUAUCCUGAGCCUACUUAAGUACACAUGCCUCUAUGGGUACCUCCACGCGGACGUUCUCAUCCCCUUGGUGAAGAAAGCAAAAAAUAUUUUUUUCGAAAUGCUCUUGGAUAUAACGUUACAUGAGUGCGUAGAAAUUCUUUCCUUCUUGGAUAGUAUAAAGGAGUUGGAGGAUAAGACUGCGGAGCUGAGGGAGAGGAUCCAUUUCUACGAACAUCAGUUUGGAGGAACCCUCAUGGUGACUCAGUACGAUGUGAAGUGUCUCGUGACAUUGGCACAGCUCUCCUUUGAUAGGCUUCACGUUGUUCCAUUUUUAUCAGUUUUUCUAAACAACGUGCACAAAUUUUCUGGUGAGGAUGCCGCCCGGUUGGUUCGCCUGUUGCUGGCGAGUUGGGCCGCACACACGGGGGAAGUAGCCUGCACAGAGGGGGGGAAGCACCUAAGGGAAGAAGUCUGCACAGAGGGGGGGAAUCACCUAGGGGAAGCCCCCCCUCCCCUCUACACCUCUACCUGCGUGAGGGGACUCCUCUCCGCGCUGCUUCCCUCCUGCCCAGAAAUAAUCUCCCAGCUAACCUACACAGAAAUGCUCAUCCUCUGUGGAGCUCUAGACAACAAUACACUGCCAAACAAAAAUAUCAUUAAGAGAGUAGCUACGAGAACCUGUGACGAUUUGAAGAAGGUGGACCUCCCAAGUAAGCACCUCCCUCCUGCCUAUGUCGACUAUCUGUUCCUAAUUACUUUCACAUUGCACAAGUAUGAAGGUUAUGUGAAUAGCAAUAUGGUGAGUUUCUUAAUAAAGACUGUAAUGGAGACGAAGGAAGAGAAGCUCGAGAAGCAAAUAAAGGAGGAACUACUCAAACUGUUUCUACAACUGUGGGUAGCCUACCCAAUUAGAUCGGGAAGGAAAUAUCUCGACCUGCUAAUCGUUCUGAAUGCAUUUAGUCAAGACUCACAUGUGCGGAGCUACCUGUUCAGCAUGCAUGUCGUGAAUCGGAUUAGUCGAUACAUAGCAUUCUUUACCGAGAAGGGUAACCUUACGGUGCAUCUGUGCGAAGACCCAGUGACGAAAGAACCCAUUUGU
Plasmodium cynomolgi strain B is the source of this 1380-nucleotide messenger RNA. RefSeq lists its product as hypothetical. The transcript is spliced from 4 exons. The annotation marks the transcript as partial. The record is from RefSeq and is a predicted model, not a curated record. NCBI's taxonomy places the organism in Eukaryota, Apicomplexa, Aconoidasida, Haemosporida, Plasmodiidae.